This is a messenger RNA of Copidosoma floridanum, 925 nucleotides long. It is a transcript of the gene Ttc1, whose product is annotated as Tetratricopeptide repeat domain 1. Lineage: Eukaryota; Metazoa; Arthropoda; Insecta; Hymenoptera; Encyrtidae. The record is from RefSeq and is a predicted model, not a curated record. Gene Ontology annotation, molecular function: protein binding.
CAGAAUCUCUGGCGUUAACCGAGAGUAACAAAUAAAGUCAUCAGAAUUUGAAUCUGAUGCAGUGAUGCUGUAAAGUUUAGAGUGUAAAGUAUAGCAUUUAAAGCGUGUCUCAAAAAUGACAGAUAAAGUGCCUUCAAAUGAGGAGGUUAUCGAUGAGUUGACAAAGGGUUUGGAAAAUGAGUGUGUCACAAAUGAUAACGAAAAAUGCGAGGAAAAGUUCUUCGACGCUGUGACAGGAGAACCCUGGACUGGAGAAGAGGAUAAGGGUUCCAAGAGUGAGGUUACCAAGGAACAUGUACCAGAAGAGGAGCCUGAUGAGUUUUAUGUCGACGAAGAAGUUGUAAAGAAUAGGGACAGUGAUCUCAUCGAGGAUGAUUUGUUCAAACUGAAGAAAGAGGCCGACAGUAUUAAGGCUAGGGGUAACAAGUUAUUUCAGAAUAGUGAGUUUAAGGAGGCUGUGGCUGUUUACACGGAGGGCUUAAAGACUUGUCCAAUGAAGUUUCAAAGAGAGAGGGCUAUACUGUAUGCCAAUAGAGCAGCUGCAAGGGUACAGUUGGAACAGAAAGAGAUGGCUAUAAAAGAUUGCACAAAAGCCAUUGAAACAGAUCCAAGUUAUGUGAAAGCUAGUCUAAGGAGAGCUCGUUAUUACGAGGAUACAGAGAAACUUGAUGAGGCUCUUGCAGAUUACAAGAAAGCACAAGAUAUUGACCCAAUGAACAAAGAUAUCAUCAAUAACAUUAAUAAACUAACUGUCAUGAUCAAUGACAGAAAUCAAAAACAAAUGGCAGAAAUGUUAGACAAAUUAAAGGACCUUGGUAAUGUUAUUCUUAAGCCUUUUGGACUGUCCACAAAUAACUUUCAAAUGCAAAAAGAUGAUAAUACUGGUGGUUACUCUGUAAAAUUUAAUCAAAACCCAACAUAGAUA